Rattus norvegicus (Norway rat) is the source of this 28248-nucleotide messenger RNA. It is a transcript of the gene Tmtc2, whose product is annotated as transmembrane O-mannosyltransferase targeting cadherins 2. Gene Ontology annotation, biological process: calcium ion homeostasis; protein O-linked glycosylation via mannose. The record is from RefSeq and is a predicted model, not a curated record. Gene Ontology annotation, molecular function: dolichyl-phosphate-mannose-protein mannosyltransferase activity. Gene Ontology annotation, cellular component: membrane; endoplasmic reticulum membrane; endoplasmic reticulum. NCBI's taxonomy places the organism in Eukaryota, Metazoa, Chordata, Mammalia, Rodentia, Muridae.
UGUAGAUGUGAUGGGUGUAUUUGGGUGACAGUUUGCACUAAGAAUGGGACGGUGUGGGUGUGAUGGUAUGCAUUUUACAGGGGGUGUCUAGGUUUUAGUUAAGAAGCAAAAGAUGACGGACGUUGGAAACUCUAAGGGCUAACUUAUUGAACCAGUCAGUCUCUGUGUAAAUGCUUUAUUUACAUGGUAACUCCUCUAACCAAAGUGUAUUUAUAAGUGAGGCAUGAAGAAGGUGAUUGGCCCUAGCUUACCCAAAUAACGAAUAGCCAAACUGAUACGCAAACCUAGAUAUCUGACUUAAGUAUGUAUUCCUCCCCCAGGGUCCCAGGGUCCAAUAUCAAUAUAUAAGCCCAGGAGAGAGCCAGAGAGGAUCCGAAUGGACCAGUUGAUAUGAUUUUUUUAAAACGUAAAAAAAAAAAAAAGAAAAAAACAGUAUAUCGGGGAGCAUGCAAAACAGGAACCAUUGUCUUUAAUAUAUUAUUUUAGAACUUCCUACAUGCACAGAAUAUUUUGAUCAAAUCAACAUUUGCCUGUUGCAGGUAGAACCCACAUUUGUCAGGGUCUAAAAGAUUCCCUUGUAAAGUCAGACAUCUUUAUUCUGCAGGCACUCAAACUUUUCAGAUCGCUGCCACAUACCCAGGUGCUCCGCUUUCUUUAGUAUCUUUGAAGAGUUUGCUGGUCAGGUGCUGCUCUUCCAAUGGGGGGACAAGUCAGUCCUGCACCGACUUGUUUUCUAGGCCCUGUAGCAUCCCCACAGCAGGGGGCGCUGCAGUAGUGUUCAUCAUCGUCCAAGUGAGCGACCAGUCCAGUCAGAAAGGGGACCAGGCAGGAAGGGGGUGUGGCAGACAGCUCUCGGAUCUCUUUGGUCAUGCAACUUUAGUACCCAGUGCUCCUUCUGCCCAGACUAUUCUUCUACGCCGUAUUUCAUCACGUUGGAUGCCUUCCAUCCAGUCUUGCAUCCGGGCGGAAAGGAAAGGGCACUGGCUUUUCCGCCUUGCUGGGUUUAAGCAUGCCUCUGUAGAGGGUUUCAUUAGCGUGGUCUCUUCUGUGUUUUCAGCGGCAGCUUGACCGUCCUGAACCACGAAAGACACCCACCCCCACGCAAUUUCUGAGGAGCACAUGGUUGUUUCUUAUCUUCUAGCCUCUCCCCUUUCAUUUCCUGGAUCCCUUUUCAUAAUCUAACUGCGGGACACGCGUCUUUCCACUGACAUUAACGUCGACGGUGACGGCGUGGCCCCAGAGUAGAACUCUCUCCUAAACGCUGCUCCCUCCUCCCCCACCUCCCAGCUCUUCAACAGGCCCUUCCAUCCCAAUUCAGCUCACGCAUCGAGCGCGCGCGGGCAAUAGAUCCUUAUUGUCAAUCCUUAUUGUCAAUCGUAGUUGCCAGCGCUCUGCAAACCUGUCCUACCUCUCCGUGUCCCCAGAGGUCUCUCCAGCUGACCAGACCUUUGCCUGACAGCUCUUGGCACCAGACGCUUGGCUUGCGAUCUAGAGCGUGCAAGGCUCCUCCAGGCACCACUGGACAAGUCAUGGACUCCUCCUGUCGCCUUUCUCCUCCACCUCCCAGAGCCCAGAGCGCACUCUAGCUGUCGUUUUGGGCAAUCUUCCAAAAGUCAUCUUUGUCCUGGGGGUGCUUUCCAGAGUAAAAAGGAAGGUGAAGAAAGAGGAAGAAGGGAGUUGGGCCGGAGGACGAGGCUGGAACUGCUAGGAGAGUGGGCGGAGCCUCCAGCCAGUGGGGGUAGACAGGGAGGAGUCUGCAGGGAGGAUCUGGGUGGAGAAAGGGGCUGGGCUAGCUUAGGAUGGUGGGCUGGCCACGCAGGCGCGUGGGGCCGCGGCGAGAACCCCACGCGGGAGCUUUUGGAGUCCCCAGUCGCCGCUUCUCACUUCACUGGAGAGGGGUCCGGGAGGGAACCAAUAAAGAGUGAAUGUGCCGCAGCCCCGGUGGUGGCCGAGUUGCUGCGAACGACCCCGGAGUCGUGCGCUCGGGAGGCGGCGAGGGGAGGCGGUUCGCCUCGUCCCUCCCACCCGCCCCUUUCUCUCUGUCUCUCCCUCCUUUCCUCCCGCUGGUCCCAGAUCCUCGCUCUGUCCGGCCCCUUCGUCCCGGACCUCGCACUCUUCGAUCUCCCCAGUCCUUUACCUAGGGUGUCCCAAAGUGCCAUGGGUUAGGGUGGGGACCGCGAGCCGCGGGAAAGGACUAGCCCCGAUUCUCCGCCGGGGGGCGUGAAGCCGAUCGCCGCUUGCCUCUCGCGGUUGUCCGGCAAUGGGGAGAGCGGUGUGAGCCCGCAACCCCCGGAGCACGCAGGAACAGCGGAGCCCGGCGCCCCGAGGAGCCGGGGAUCUGAAGAAGGAGCGGAGGGAGGGCGAGGAGGCGGGCGGGGAAGCCGGGGAAAAGUGCAGCCAGGAGCAGAAGGCGGCGGAAGGUGGGGAUUGAUGCUUCUGUUUUUUGUUGCCGCUGCUGCGCUCGCGCUGGGAGCCAAGCCGGAGGGAAGGCGGUGGAGAGAUGAUUGCAGAGUUGGUGAGCAGCGCUCUGGGGCUCGCCUUGUAUCUCAACACCCUGAGUGCGGAUUUCUGCUACGAUGACAGCCGUGCUAUCAAGACUAAUCAGGACCUGCUGCCAGAAACCCCCUGGACCCACAUUUUCUAUAAUGAUUUCUGGGGGACUCUUCUAACCCACAGUGGUAGCCACAAAUCCUACCGGCCGCUCUGCACUCUUUCUUUUCGACUGAAUCAUGCCAUCGGAGGGCUGAAUCCCUGGAGUUAUCACCUUGUCAAUGUCCUGUUGCACGCGGCCGUCACCGGCCUCUUCACACGCUUCUCCAAGGCCCUGCUUGGGGACGGAUACUGGACUUUCAUGGCGGGCUUGAUGUUUGCCUCGCACCCCAUUCACACGGAGGCAGUGGCGGGCAUCGUGGGCCGGGCAGACGUGGGCGCCAGUCUCUUUUUCCUCCUGUCCUUGCUCUGCUACACCAAGCACUGUUCUACAAGAGGCUACUCAGCCAGAACUUGGGGCUGGUUCCUGGGGACAGGACUGUGCGCUGGAUGCAGCAUGCUGUGGAAGGAGCAAGGAGUGACCGUCCUCGCAGUUUCAGCCGUUUAUGACGUCUUUGUCUUCCACAGGCUGAAGAUGAGGCAGAUUCUUCCUACCAUUUACAAAAGGAAGAACUUGUCUCUCUUUCUCAGCAUUAGCUUGUUAACAUUCUGGGGGACCAGCCUUUUGGGUGCCCGGUUAUACUGGAUGGGCAAUAAACCACCAAGCUUUUCCAACUCCGACAACCCCGCUGCUGACUCGGACAGCCUUUUGGCUCGCACGCUCACUUUCUUCUAUUUACCUACCAAGAACCUCUGGCUAUUGCUCUGCCCGGACACCCUGAGCUUUGAUUGGUCCAUGGACGCCGUGCCUCUUCUCAAAACAGUUUGUGAUUGGAGAAAUCUACACACUGUGGCCUUCUAUUCUGGACUUCUCCUGCUCGCCUACUGUGGUUUGAAGAGCCCAAGUUUAGAAGGAGAGUGCAACGGGAAAGCUGUGACAAACGGCAAGCAGAACGCCAAUGGCCAUAGUUGCUACUCAGACGUGGAGUACCGGAACUCAGAAAUUAAGCCCAGCUUUGCAUCCAAAGUAGAGAAUGGAAUUAAAAGUUGCGUAUCACAGAGACCUCAGCUCCCUUCCACUGAGAACAUUGUCAUCCUGUCUUUAUCUUUGUUGAUAAUACCUUUUAUUCCUGCCACGAACCUGUUUUUCUAUGUCGGCUUUGUAAUCGCAGAGCGAGUCUUAUAUAUUCCCAGUAUGGGCUUCUGCCUUCUGAUCACAGUGGGCGCCAGAGCCCUUUAUGUCAAAGUACAAAAGAGGUUUCUCAAGAGCCUGGUUUUUUAUGCUACAGCAACGUUAAUUGUCUUCUACGGACUCAAGACUGCGAUCAGGAACGGAGACUGGCAGAAUGAGGAGAUGCUGUAUAGAUCAGGGAUCAAAGUGAACCCCGCCAAAGCAUGGGGUAACCUUGGAAAUGUUCUGAAGAGUCAGAGUAAAAUCUCUGAAGCUGAAAUCGCCUAUAGAAAUGCUCUGUACUACCGCAGCAACAUGGCUGACAUGCUGUAUAAUUUAGGGUUGCUGCUCCAAGAGAACAGCAGGUUUGCAGAAGCUCUCCAUUAUUACAAACUGGCUGUCGGCAGCAGGCCUACCCUGGCUUCUGCCUAUUUAAACACCGGCAUCAUUCUCAUGAACCAAGGGAAGACAGAAGAAGCCCGACGUACAUUCCUCAAGUGUUCUGAGAUUCCAGAUGAGAAUCUGAAGGAUCCUCAUGCACAUAAGAGUUCUGUUACCAGCUGCCUGUACAACCUCGGGAAACUCUAUCAUGAGCAAGGACGCUAUGAGGAAGCCCUGAGUGUUUAUAGGGAAGCAAUUCAGAAGAUGCCAAGGCAGUUUGCCCCUCAGAGCUUAUACAACAUGAUGGGCGAAGCCUACAUGAGACUGAGUAAGCUUCCUGAAGCUGAGCAUUGGUACAUGGAAUCAUUGAGAUCCAAGACGGACCACAUCCCUGCUCAUCUUACCUAUGGGAAGCUGCUGGCGCUAACAGGUCGUAAGAGUGAGGCUGAAAAGUUCUUCUUGAAGGCUAUUGAGCUGGAUCCUACCAAAGGAAACUGUUACAUGCACUAUGGUCAGUUUCUCCUGGAGGAAUCUCGCCUCACAGAAGCAGCCGAGAUGGCAAAAAAAGCAGCUGAGCUGGACAGCACAGAGUUCGAUGUCGUCUUCAAUGCUGCCCACAUGCUCAGACAAGCUAGCCUCAAUGAAGCUGCGGAGAAGUAUUACGAUCUUGCAGCAAGACUGAGACCUAAUGAGAGAACAAGAAAAGGUCUUGGGACCAACCUGCCUGCAUUGUCUACUCCGUUCCCUUUAUCUUCACGAAUUCAGUUUUCCAGGACGUCCUGUUCUGCAACAGCUGUCCUGAACCGCUUCCCAUAGUUAGCAGACGACUGGGGAACUGACAAGCUGUUUGCAACAGAGAAAACCAUCCUAAUGGCAAGUGCAGUGACAGCUAAAGUUUAUUGUACACUCACCUGUCACUCACUUUGCUAGGUACUUUGCAAGAAUUUGUUUAUUGCAACCCCUCAGCUGCUUUCGUGGCCCAGAAGGUGCCCAAGUUAAUGCCUCGCCUGACAACACAGCUUUAUAGAGUCACUUUGUCAUUUAAAAGAAAAAAGGAAAGCUUAACAAAGUUUAAAGGGGUGUGGGGAAGCAAAGCGCCACGAGGCCAUACACAUUGUCUAUGUGGCGAGCCAGCAUACUAUCAGCAAAAAUCAGUUUCUUUGCUCAUUUUGUGUGUCUAGUGAGUACCAGGUCCUAUUGUAGGCACUGUAGGAGAGAGAGAUUUCCUGUAGAAACUUAAAACUGGGCUGAAGCGAGAAGGCUACAUAAUAUCUCAGACAGUGCUGCGUGUUUGCAGAAAAAAUGAAGCAGUACGGAAGUUAGGAAUCCAACCGAAAAAGAAACCCCUAAAUUUUCUAGUUUGAUACCUUUGUGCAGUUUUUAAAGACUUUGAAGAAGUGUUUCACCUACAGUCACAUUGAAGGCAGGCAACAGGGAGGGGGGAUCUGCUUUCUUUUCAUGGAGGUUGAUUGACAUAAUAUGUUGUAAACAUAUGUAAACUACAUGAUAAUUAAGAUGAGCUUUUCUUCUUGGCAAAUCAGGUCCUCUGAAUGUCACAUUUAAUAUUGCUGUGUGAUUGGUUAAAUGAUGGUCUUUAUCACAGAAUAACAUCAUAGGGAAAAACAAAUGUCUGAGCUGUCUGGCCUCUGGAAAAAAGAAAGAUACUUAGAGUCAGAGUGCAAGCCUGACUUACCAAGUUGCGUUUUAAAAAAAAAUGACUGUCCAAAUCAUAAAAUCAAUAUUUAAUCUCCAAUGCAACACCCUUUUCCCGAGAGACCCUAAAAUAUUUCACCAUCAAUUUGCUUUUGAAAAUGCAUUUAUUCAAACGAUCCUUUCCAUAACUGGCAGGAUUGUUUUUUUAUUGACUUUGUUAUAAAGUUUCCAUUUAACAAAAAGUAAAUGGUGUUUUAAUUGACAGAUCAACAGAUGUGCAUUGUUCCCAAUUAAUUUUCAAUUUGCUUGGGUUCUUAGUUGAUACUCUAGUGUAUAUAAAGUGACACAGAGACCAGAAGGAUGGGAUUGCAAACCAUGUCACUUGUAUUUUUUUGUCUGAAAUGGAGAACUCUUUGAGCAACAGUUGUAGUUUAUUGGGAAUCCUGCAUUUGAGGUAAACAGAAGCACCUACCCAACAUGCAUCUUGCUAUUCAUUAAUUCCCUUUGUUCAUAAAAGCAUCUUUUUGUUCUUUGCUGCAGUUAAUUUAACAAAUGACAUUAUUGAUUACUUGUUUGUAAGAGAGAGGAGACCUAACAGAUAUCAAUUCUCCUGGCCUGUUUAAAUAGAGCCAUUUCUCAUUUUGUUUUGUUUUGUUUUGUUUUCUCAUCUACACUAGUCAGCCAAACUUACUCCUGUCAUAAACUUUCUCUUCUUUUUGGGUAAAUGAAUACCAUUUCCAUUGUGGUCAUCAGGGUGCUGUUUGUGGAUAACUAAAGGUCUAACAGUGCUCAUGUGGGGCCAUACUGUAUAAUAAUGUAAAGAGGGUGACUUGUGUGACACAUCUUAUUACCAAUAUUUAAGAGGUUUUGAUGGGAAUGGAGAGAUGGUUCAUUGGCUAAGGAUGGGUUCGCCAGGCUUCCCAGAAGCCACUUCAGCAAUCCACCUCUAACUCCACUGCCUGGGAUGGCCUCCCUGGACUCCAGGGCCACUGAGCUUCUGUGCUUAUUAUAUACACAACCUCCUCUCUCACUGAUAUACACAUGUAUGCAUAAUUUACAAUAAAAUCUCUUUUUAAAGGAUCUUUAUUUCUGAGAUAUACUUAUUUCUUUGUAAAGUACUGAUUCCAUUCAUUUUUACCUACCCUGCAAUUUCUCUCUCCCAAAGCAUAUUGUUCUACAGAAUUUAUGGUGAAAUAGAUUGACCUUUUGUAGUGUAGCUCCAGUGAUAAAAUGUUGAAAUAAUGAAACCAAUCUAGAUAGUUAGGAGCAUUGUAGAGUUUUAGAAUUAGCUUUGUCUGCUGCUACAGCACCUGAUAUGUGGCCUCACUGGAGGGCACAACUGGAGGGUCUUGAUCGUUCGCAGCACACAUCAUCGGUCUGUCUGCUAUAGCGUGCCAGAUUCCACCUUCUUAGCAGAUAAUGUGUGGAAAUUGUUCUAAAAGUAGAUCUCUUGUUCCACUAAUUUUUUUUUUUUGCAAUACGAAAAAGGAUCUUAGCAACAUAGCGUUUGUUAGUUUCCCUUGUUAUAAGUUGAGCUUUGUGCAGAAUUAACUCUGUGACGAUCCUUUUCUGUCUACCUCCCCCAUCCACUUAAGCACAUCAAAAACUGCUGACUCCUGAGAGCUAGGGAACAUUUAAAGGAAACUACUUUGUUCUUUGAUUGGGAAUGAAGCCAAAGUCUGCAUUAUCUUAAGGAUAAAAGAUUUAAUGUGAGGAAUAGGGAAUUUGCAUGGUACAGAGUCACCUACCUUUACUUGACUUCUUAUAUUUUUGGUUGUGAGCCUAGCCUUUAACGGCUGAGCCAUCUCUCCACCCCCUUUACUUGACUUCUUAUUCGCUCUUGAGUCCAGGCGGCAAAAUUACUGGUGCCUGGGUUUUCAGGGCAGAUUUGUCGAUGGCGUAUAGUCAUUGCAGCCAUUUCUAACUCAAGUGUCAACAUUAUAUACGACUCUGCCUGAUGGAAUAGAGUUUCACAGUUAUGAAAAUUUACCUCUGACCUUGAGAACUAUACAACAUAAUGUAAAAAAGGGGGACAAGGGCAGGAAUGUGCCUCUCAGUCCUCAGAUAUCGGAACAGUAAAUAAUGCUAUCAAAUAAGGGCUUUGGGGAGGAUGUAAAUUAGGUGCAAAAUAAGUGGAAAGGAGAAAUUUACUUUCAUCUGGGUUGGUCUUAAAAGGCUUUGAGUUGGAGUAGGAAAGCUUAAAGAUCCUUGGAAUGAGAGAAUCGUAUAGGGGAUUUCAGCAAGGAGGAGGAAGCAAAUUCGAGCAGUGGGGUCGCAUAGAGAGGCAAGGAAAACAGCAGGAAAAAAUGGAAUUGAUAAUUCAUCUAAAAACAGGUGAAAUUCAUUGGGUAUCACCCUUAAAGAUCAGAAGCCUCUACUCUCUGAUUUUGACCACCAGUAUAACAGUAGAAAGUAGUAAUUGAGGAUGACAUAAAAAUGUGUAUUAUGUUCAGAGAAGUAGGACUGAAGGCCCAGCCAUGGUAGAAACAAAUAAAGAUCAUUGUAAGUGUAAGGCAAUCAAGAGUAAGGGUGGAAACAGAGUGAGAUAGAAAAUAUAUAUAUAUAUGUAUAUAUGUAUAUAUAUAUACACAUAUACAUAUAUAUAGGAAAAUUGUGAGUAGGAAAAUUUGACUUCAGGUAACUUAGAAACAAAGAAAUAUCAUAAGACAAAAUAAGAUUAUCAGAGUUGUAUGUUUAUUUCAAGAACAGAGUCUUAGGUUUGAACUUAACAUAUUCUGAAUGAGUAUAAGGGUGUGUGGGUGUGUGUACUAUUGUCUGUGUUGUGUGUACACACAUAGGUGUGUAUAUGUGGAUGAGAGGCUCUGGAGGCCAGCAGUUGAUUUUGUGUGUCUGCCUUUAUUGAUCUUCACUGUAGUUCGGACACACAUUCUCCCAUUGUGCCUGAAACUCAUCAGUUCGGUUGGUCUGGCUAGCCUGGCUGACCAGCAAGCCCAGGAAUCCUAAUGUCUCCAGCUCACUAGCUCUGUCACUGUAGAUGAGCACAGUCAUUCUUAAAGUUUUACAUGAAUGUUAAGGAACAAAGCCAAGUCUUCCUGACUGUUUAGUAAACAUUACACUGGCUGAGUUGCCUCCAAAGCCCUAUUCUGAAUUUCUUUUUCUUUUUUAAUUAAUCACUUUAUUCAUUUACGUUUUAAACAAUAUUCUUCUCGGUUUCCCCUCCACAACCCCCCAAUCCCAUCCCCUUCUUCCCCCUCCCAUUUGCCUCCAUGGGGUGCUCCUCCACCAACUUACCCCCUCCUGCCUCACCUCUCUAGCAUCCCCCUAUGCUGGGGCAUCAAGCCUCCACGGGACCAAGGGCAUUCCCUCCCAUUGAUGCCAGACAAGGCUAUCCUCUGCUACAUAUGCAGCUGGAGCCAUGGACCUCUCCGUGUGUACUCUUUGGUUGGUGGUUCAGUCCCUGGGAGUUCUGGGUGGUCACAUUAGUUGGUAUUGUUCUUCCUAUGGGGUUGCCAAUCCCCUUCAGUUCCUUCAGUCCUUCUAGUUCUUCCACUGGGUAGAUGUUACUUUCAAGAAGUGCUCUAGAGAAAGCAUAUAGUAAAGCAUGAAGAUGUAGGAGUCGUCUCCCCAUCUGCCACACAGAAGAAUACCAGAAAAAUUAGUAAGAGUACUCCAUAGGAGAAGGUGUGAAAGGAGAGUGCCAGGUUCCAACCCUGGGAAUUACAUCUGACUGUGGGAUAGUGGAAACAUCAAAGACAGUCAUAGGAUUUAAACAUCCUAGCGGGUGAACAGUAAACACUGCUAUAAAAGGCAAGGGAAACAAGAAUACUGAUAUCCACUGAUGCAGAGAGAAAGAUGACCCCAGUGGCCUUUAAGAUGCCAUUUCCAUACUAAUGUGGUGGACUGUUUUUCAGAUACUAAGAAAAUGAAGAGUAGUCAUGAGGCUCAUGAGACUUUCUAUACGAAAGUAUGAGAGAUAAAAAAAGAAAGGACCUAAACUUAUAAACUAUUAAAAAAAAGAUAGUUAUAAGAAGUGCACAUGUCUAAAUGUGAUACGAAAAUAUGUCCAAAUACAAGAUGGGAUCACGAAAAUAUUGAAGUCUGAAACAGUUGGUUUCUUUCUGGGAGAUCAAAGAAAAAGCAUGUGAUGUGUUGAAGUGACAUAGGUGACAAAACUGAGUUUAUGUACUAAGGGAAAAGGUAAUGAGUGAAUUAAUACACUAGUCGCUUGGCUAUCUUCUAAUCCUAAGGAAGAAAGAACUGAAUUUGAGAUUAAAUACUCAUGCGUUCCUUAGAGAUUUGAGGUGCACAAGAAACCAUAUUUCUUAGAGGUCUCAAGUAGCUGUGCAAAAUAAUAGCUGCCUGUUGGGGUAUGUUUUUAAGCACACCUCCUGCCUCCCAGUGUUAUAUGUCACAAGUUCGAAAUGAGUUAUAUGGGAAUUUCGUUUUUCUUCAAAAAAAAAGUUUGUUAUGACAAAGUGCAUCUGGUUGAAUAGUGUUUCUAUUCUAUAAUAUAUUACUUUUAAUUUAUAAUACCUUUAUACAGUAAAAAUACUUAUAGGAGGAGGUAGGUGGGGCAGAACUAAGCACCAGCACUAGAAGUCAAGGAGGAAGAAUUUGGAAUUAUUUGGGUUGUUCUGACAUAAGAAGUAUAAAUACCCUGCAUAUAGAGUUCUUUUCUGGUAGGAAUUCUAUUUCUCAACCAUAAUUAGAACAAGAGACCAUGAAAUUAGGUUAAGCUAGACAGAUUCAAACUUGACUAUAUAAGGAUUUUUUUUUGAGAAAAUUAUUGAGAUCACCAUUUUGUUAGGGGAAAAAUGACAGGGUUAAUAAUAAUUUGCUUGGGAAGCACUUAAACCACAUCUAUGCUCGUAAGAGGGGGAGGAACUGUCUGACUUCUCCCAAAACUUUCCAAAAGUUGCUGUGAUGUAGGAAAAACGUGCAUCCUGCAUCUCUGGAGUUUUAGGCAUUGAAUAGUGUGUGUGUGUGUGUGUGUGUGUGUGUGUGUGUGUGUGUGUAUACAUAUAUAUGAUUUGUGUGUGUGAGUGUUCUAACUAUGGUUGAGAUAUAGCAUUGUCAACAGAAAACAUAUAUAUGUGAGUGUGUGUGUGUGUGUGUGUGUGUGUGUGUGCUUGAAAAUCACCAAGUUAGUUGUGUAAGUAAAAAAAAAUUUCAUUACUGCACAUAAAUCUGUCACUAUCACAACUUUUCUAUCAGUUUCAAACAUCAUGUCUACAUUUUAUAGUUAGGAGAUGAAUGAUGUUUUAAGUCCCUGACAGUAAAAAAUGCAAAUUACAAUCAAAAGAGAAAUUAUUAGAUUGUCCUCAUAGUUAUAUUCAGUUGACCAGAAGAUAUUAUAAAAUAUGGUCUUUGAUAGGCUCACAUUCACUUCUCAAAGAUAGUCAUCCAAUUUUUAUCCUGUACUAUUCAUAAAUACCUUUCAUUGUGUUUGAAUGGUUAUACAUUUUAGAAGUCAAAUAACUAAUUCUUAAGUAACUCCAGCAGGAUCAGGAUCAAAGCUCUUCUCUCGGAGAGCUGUAGCUGUGCCUCAAACAAUUUUCAUAUCCCUCCAUCUAUAUUUCCAUGGAGACAGUUCUCUCUGAAGAUCUCUUUUCUAAAUUUUGCUCUGCUAUUCUUUUAUUCAACAAGUUACAAAGUCUAGCUUCUGGUGAAUUCAUUUCUCUCUGCUUACAUUUUAGUUUCUUUUUGUUGUAUGCUAUUUUGCAAACGUUAGAUAAACCAGAACAAAAAUGUACCUCUGAAGUGGCUACAGCUUUUUUCUUGUUUAUCUGAUUUUUCCAAGUCACAUAAUUAGAAGACACUGGGGGUAAGUGAAGUUCAUUUGUUUGCUGUUGGUGUGGGCAAUUUGUAGCCCACUCUGGUGACCUAAGCUAACUUUACGGUUCAGGAGGUAUUGUUGUCUUUCACAAUCCAUAUGCAAACUAUUUUGAACACAAUUUGAAAAUAUGUACGUGUGUGUGUUUGUGUGUGUGUGUGUGUGUGUGUGUGUGUGUGUGUGUGUCUAUUGUUAGUUCCACAACAGAAAAGACUCUUCAGUGGAGGUAAGAGGUAAGUAGAAGCUUAAGUAGCUCUCGGCUAUAAAGAAAAUCAACUUGAGUAUUCUAGUUUAAGCAACAUCAAACCUUGGGGGGGAUUUCAUUUAAUUAUAUUCUCUAAGCAUGUUUAUUUUUAUUGCCAUUUCUUUGAGGUGGUACCCUCAGUAUGGAGUUGUUGCUGUAACUGUGUGAGUCAUGGGACCACACACUAAAAUUACAUCCAGUCCCUUCUCCUCUGAGAAACUCUAUUCUUGGUUUCUUUGAAAAUCCAAAUGUCCUAACCACACUGGCCAGUGUUCCCACCUGGGAGUAUGAGGGAGGAUUAUGUCUACCAUCUGCAGAGGGUCUUCACAUUCUCCACAGUCCCCCUCAGUCAUCUCCACGCUGCCUCCUCUCCUUGUGAUGCCAUUAUAAGUAUUUAUACUUUGGAUCCUUGAUUGAGCACAGAGAGCCGUUCCCCAAAAAUGCACACUAAAACAGGAACAAAUAGCUGUAGUAAGUCUUUAUUCCCCCUUGUAAUUUUAUAGCAACAGUUCCCUCCGUAGUUCUGAGUAUUUCAUCACUCUCUCUCAGUAACAUGAGCCCUAAUCUAGAAAAAUUAGACUUCCCCCAAAAACCAGCAGGUUCAGCAAAGUCAAGAAAAUGCAUAGAUUGUUAAUUUCAUUUCUAUUCUUCCCUAUGUCCUUGAUAAAGAAAAAGCAUGUAUUAUAAAAUGUAAAGGAAGACUAUUGUGAGCAUUUACUAAUUGCAGGGAAUAAUGGUUGAUAUUUUUCAGGCACAUACCCAAUAUACUUUGACCAUAGUAUUACACUCGUUUACCUCUGGCCCCUCCUAGCCAAUCUUUUCCUCUUCACAAAUAAACUGACUUGUACUCUCAUGACUUCUGUCAUUCAGUCUAGAUUCUGUCUAGGAGAGCAACGUGUGAUACUGUCUUUAUAAGAUGGCUUAUUUAACUUAACAUGAUGAUCCUUAGUUCUAUCCAGUUUUGUCUGCAAACAUAAUUUUGUUUACCGUGACUGAGUAAUAUGCAUGCCAUUGUAUAUCUAGGCCAUGUUCUCUUUAUCCAGAGAUCCACUGGUGAACGCUAAGGCUGACUUCGUAGUUUAACAAACUUUCGGAAAGUGGACCUGUUUUCCACAUGGCAUAGAAGCAAGUCUUUCUUUAAGACUGUUGUGACAAGUGUCCAGACUAUUGUGAUGUAGCUGAGAGAGAGCAGACUCAACUCAAGUUUAACCAAGUCAUUCAAGGAUUUCUUACAGUGUGAUCCCAGAAGUAAUUUCCCAACAUAAAGUAGUUUGUCAUACUGAAUACAUUAUAAUGAAGGAAUAUGAGAAAUGGGGUGUGCAGAAGGGAACUUCUUGACACCUCCUUGAGUUUAUCUGAUUUUAAUUUGAGAGGAACCUUCCGUAUCUGAGGAGAGUGAGCAGCGCAGUCUCCAAAGAGGAAGCGAUAUUGGGGAGAAUCUGGACAAAGAGGCCUUGCAAUGCUUCCCCUACCACGUACUGUUGUAUUUGGGGUAGCCCCGCCUUUCCUGUCUUAUUUUCCACUUUUCAUGAUCCAUCAAAUCUACCAUUAGAAACACUGAAGCUAUAAUUGUCACAUAAAGAUUGAGCCAAAUCAAUGUACGUGGAUUUUCUGGUUAAUUUACCUUGUCUUGCCUACUAGUUUCCUAUCAUCCUACUAGUAUAGUGAUACUAGUAUACUAGUAUCACUGUAUCCCUACCAGUGAGUUAAGAUAGCUAACAGGGAAAGAUAGCUUUCUUCUCCUACAGUAGCUGUGGGAGUGGGAUCACUAUAUAACUUCAAGGCCAGAGAAUUCCUGAGUCUGACUUGCAUGGGAUUAUUGCUGAAAGCAGUUCAGAUGAUCAGGUACCUAAAAGAAGGACAGGAAAUGUAAUCAGAUACUGACGGCGAUCAGAUGUAAGGGCUGUCUUCCUGUAUGGAUUCCUACCAUGUGGAUAUAUCUACUGGAGUGAGCAGACGAAAGAUAACAGAGAAGGAUAAGACUUAGUCCAAAGGUUGCUUAGAGGAACCUGAGGGAUGUUUGGUCCAAGACAGUCUUCAUCAUCCUGAGUGACUGUUUUCCCAGACUAAGCCGUUAAAGUCCCUGCUACUUCGAUAAUUCUCAGAGUUGAAUAUUUGUCUUUUCUUACUUGAGUUGGGUAAGUGCCUGGCAGUAACAGUUUUGAUAAAUCUGGAAGAGAAAGGAGACGUACUUUUUUAAAGGAAGGGUUAAAAUAGUAUUUGCUGCAAACUGUUUAUCCUUGACCUGUAUACAACUGUUAUUUCCUUUGACAUCGAUUCAGAAAAUGACUGCUGUGAAGAAAAGCUGUAGUAAGGAGCUAGGGUGAUGGCUUAGUUAAUUAAUGUCCUACACCACUGGCACUAAGAUCUGAGUUCAAUUCCCCAGAACACAGUCGGCUUAUGGUGGUAUGUACCAGUGCUCCAGAGUUUGUGAAGUAGGGACAUAGAAAUGACAAAUCACUGAAGCUCACUAGUCACUCAGAUCUAGCUGAACCCAUGACCCCUAGGUCCUGGGAGAGAUCCUGACUCAAAACAUAAAGAUGGAGGUCCAAUGAGGCAAGAUGCUCAAACCUGCACACUGAAUUCCAUAUUCACACAAAUGUGCACACACUCACACAUUGAUACGUACAAAUACUUAGACCAAACAUCAUACACACACACACACACACACACACACACACACACACACACACACACAUGCAUAUGCACACAAGAAAAGAAAAACGUGGUCAGGAACCUGUGAAUUGUUGAUAUCACAAAGUUAAAACUAUAGGGAAUUCAGCUUCUUUGUGGUUGAAUAUCUGUGUUUGAUAUUAUCAUUAUUCCUAUGGGGUUUCAUCUCCAGUUUGUGAGUGUGUCACUUUCAUAGGUGAUCUUUCCUGAAAUAGCUCCUAGGAAUGCAGCUUUACCACAUGUGUGCAUUUCCGCCUUGCAGUAUAAAUGGCAAGUUAAAAAGAGCAAAUGUGGUAUCAUUAACGAUCCUGUGACAAGAAAGAAUUUGAAAUGGUCUCCUGAUCGCUAAAUUGCUUUCAUUCGAAAAUAACUUGCUGAGUUUAGUAAUGUGGAAUUUUAGAAGAGGAGCAAUUUUGAAAAGAUGACUUAGAUGACAGGUAUGAGCCGCUCUCGAUAAUCCAUAACUGUAAAACAUUAAUUGCUUAAAUCACAUAGGGGCGACGGUGAACAUUGCUUUUGCAGUUGUGUUGUAACUGACCUUAGCAAGUUCUAGGAGCCAUAGAUAUAAAACAAGAAUUCUUCUCUUCAUCAGUUUAAGUUACUCUGCCCUCCCCAUGUAAGCAUGUAAGAGAUAGAUGGACUGUCUUUAUGAAAUCUUUUCUUGUUCUAGCUUGUUUUUCAUUUCGUUAGUUUAAUGUGAAACCUGAUAAGACAUCUAAAAACGAGCAUCUGAAUCCUUACCAGAUACUAAUUUUCCUUUGAGGAAAAUUAUUUUAUGUAUUUAUUACCUUUAACACUAUGUUUUCAAAGGAAAGGGUUCUUUCUCUCUUUUAACAAUAUUCAAUUGUUUGUUUAAGUUUCAUCUAUUAAAAUUGCCUGUACCUUUUCUUUUCUUUUGUGUUUUUUUCUGCCCUUCUCCAGAGCUCUUUAUUUUAAUCACAUGUAUCAAACUGUUAAAAAAAAUCAAAAUUACAGUAGUACAGACUCCCUAAUAAUCAGUGACACUUCCUUAUAUUGAUGGAUAAUUUUUACAUGACACGAGAAAUAAUAAAAAUAUAUGUGAAAGGUAUUAAUACACACUUAGUAAAGGACCAAAGCAUUUUUAAAUGAAUUUAUAUGGCUCAGUCUCCUGAGGCAACAAACUUGAGAAACAAGUCUAUUGUAUUUUAUCGUCUUUCUUAUGGGAAGAGAGAUGUAUACUUAGAAUUUCUAAUUUCUCACCUAUAUUGAGUUGUCCUUCCCUGGGUGACUCUCUCGUUUCUUUGUGUCGUUUUCUUAAGCUAGCCUUGGGAAUGGCAAAUUCCUUGGGUCUUGAGGAAAGAAUUGUUUUGCUACCCAAACAGGACUGUACUCUUUAAUCAGUCCAGGAAAUCUUUACAAGAAACAUAUGCGUCUGCUGAGUGCUUCCUUCAUCGCAUAAUAGGACAUUAUCAUUUUAUUUUCCAGUAUGCUAAUUGGCACCAUAACUCCCAAACAUUUCCUAUAUCUAGGGAACGCUUAUGAAGAACAGAUGAUGGAUUAUAAUCCUCCCCCGUGCAACACCAUAUCAUUGCUUUAAACGUGUUAUCAUUACAUCUGAGCUCGUCUAAACCAUGAACACCAAAGGAUGAAAAAGAGGGGAACAUUCACCUAAACAAGCAUUGCAAGCUGAGCUGGAGGGCACAGGGCUAGUAUCUCCUCACUCAAGAUGCUGAGGCAGGCAAAUCGUGACUUCAAGGCCAUCUCCUCUUUAUAGCCCCACCCCCAAUUCAAAACCACAGAAGGAAAAGUUGUUUAACCCCACAAUUAUAGAUCUAUGUUUCCAUGUACAUUAUGAAUCAUUACGUAGAAGAAAAUGUGAGUAUGUUGGACAACAGAAAAUUACCAGUGUUUUCUUUUUUCAUUAAUAAAUUUCAAACCAGAUAUUAGGCACAAGCCUAACGCCUAGGGAAGCAGAGGCAGAGGAAGCUUGACUUCCAGACAAGACAGAGUUAUACGGUGAGCUUCUAUUUCAAACAAACAAACAAACAAACAAACAAACAAAAAGUCCUAACCUCUGUACCGAUCAAAGAUUAAUAUUGAAGUUCUCAGUCAUGGGAUGUAGUAUACAACUGGAGUUGAAGGCAGUUUGAGCUGUAUAAUCAUAGUGAGUUCCUGGCCAGCACAGGCUAUUGGGGAGUCCUACAGGAAAAGCCAGCCUGAAAUUCUAGACAAUACAGCUUCAGUUUGUGCACUCUGCUCAACAACUCUUACAAAACCCAAAUCAAAGAAAUAGUGAACUAAUACUUGUUUAAAUAUGAUGACGCAAGUUUUGACAAUAAUUGUAUAGUAACCAUUUGGUGGGGGUGCAAAGGAACCAAGGGGUGGAUUCUCGAGGUUAAUUUACACUGCCUUUAGCAUGUUCCUGUAUCCAACUCUGUUAGACAGCUUGUGACCACUGCCUGAGAAAAGUCAUUUGAAUGUAGCAGUAUUGACUGGGAUUCCCUUUAAAGAGGCCAUAGUCUAGAGUUGGCUGGCUCCCUUGCGGCAGGCCUGGGGUAGUAAAGCUUAUCAUCAUAGCUGCAAGAGCUGGAGGAGGAAAGCUGCACCUCUCACUGUAGCCAGGAAGAAGAGAAAGAGACAACCAAUGAUAUCACCCCAACAACUCACUUCUAACAAGGCCCAUUCCCUUGCCUAUCUACCACGAACUCAUCACAUGUGGAGUUAGCACCUUUGUGGCCCAAUCAUUUUUCAGUAUUGGCCACAGCUGGGGACUAAGUUCUCAGAGUGUGAUCCUUCUGUAGGACGGUUCAAGAUGAAACCCUAACUGUGCCCCACAGCUCGUGGUCCCUGGGUCCUGCUCAGUCUAGCACUGGAAAAUGAAAGGGCACACAGAUUGUAAGGCAGAGAGUCGUGUCUACCAUUGUGUCUCCUAUAUGUCAGUUUCUAAGAGAGACCUGGCAGAUAUAAUGAGACAGUUGCACUCCUAUAUGUAAAACAUGCAUAUCUGCCACUGUCCAAAGGCUUGGCAUUUAAUUGUUUUUUUUAAUAACAAUUAUUUUUUUCAGAUUUAUAUGUGGAAACACUGAAAUCAUUGGCAACUUGUAUGCUACAUAAAAAUGCAAGAACUCAACCUCCUGUAUUGCAUCUUCAAAGAGCAGGGACAUCAAGAGAUCUAGCAGUCAAGUUAUUUUGAACUGCUUGAAACAUAUUGCUUAUUUUCCCUUAGAAUGACUCAUGCAAUCACAGGAAAUGUGCUUCUCACAAGAAUCCUUAGAAAGAAUUUAUUUCCUUUUCCUUGCUAAACUGUCAGAAAAAUCUGAAGUUAACUGAAUGGUUUAAUUUAAUGUUGGGAUAGUGUUUGAAAGGGCAAGUACUCUGUAAAAGGGAUUCUUAACCAGCUAGUUCUUUGGAAAGAUCGUUACUGAAUUUGUUUUUUGUUGUUUUUAUCUUCUCCUCUGUAUGUAUGCUUGUUAUUUUGGUAGUGUGAUAGAAUGAUUUGACUCUAUGAUAUCAUAUUUCGGCCAUACGGUUAUUAUGAUAAACCAAGAGAUACAUUUUAGAAUAAAUUUAUUUGUUAAACUUUUAUGAUUUCAUAUAUAGAAUAAGAUAUUUAAAUACACAAUAAUCUAAACAUCCCUUAAAUGCAUAUAGAGUGGUAUGCAUUUACCUUUUUAAAUUUUGGUUUAUGAAGAACAACAUCAACCGAUGUGCCAGGGUUAUAUCAUUGCUGUGCCUUUUUUUUUUUUAACAGUGUUGAAGAUUGAAACCAGAACUUAGUAUUUUCUAGAUAAAUGCUCUACCACUGAGCCGUCAUUCCACCACUAGAACAUGCUGAACUGGUUAUAGGUUUUUAAAUCAUUACAAUGAAGUUUAAUUUGUCACAAGAGUCUAAAAAUUCCACUGAGUCAGAAUUGACACUGCAUGCUUUCACUCAGAUGAAAAGAAUUAAGCUGUCUGACAUCUUCAUGCUAUCUACCGCGAGUUCCCACUUUAUAAACACCUCCACCACAUUCAGCAGCUUGAGCCUCACCGUACGGUAAUUACUUAAGUACUCAGUACUUAGAGCAGGAAGAUGUCAUCCCACUUAAUUCUUUUAAAAUUUGGUCUGAAUUUUCAUCUCGGCUUUCAAGGGAAAUGUACUCUUCAAAUGUAUGCUGAUCACUUAAGAUGUGCUUAAAAAUGUGACAGUCGAUAAAAGUUCCAGAACUCUGCCAGACGAGCAUAUGUGACUGAUGGCUUCAGAACAAGCCAGGGUCAAGAGUGUAAGCCAAAUAAAUGCCAAGCAUUAUAACACACUCCAUCACUGAAGUUUGACCAUCAAAGAGCAAUUCAUCACUUCAAGCUGUCAAAACCUAUUUUGGUUUUCUCUUCCCCGUUCAGUGGGCCUGGCCAGGGAUCAAAUGCAUCAGAGCUGUUUUGAACUAAAUAUUUUGACACAGUAGUAGUACAUAAAGUGUUGUGAACCUUGACAUCUGUACAGAUUAACUUUUAGAUACUUCUAGGAAUAGGCAUACCUCGCUCUGGAUAUAUUAUACGUCAAAAAGUCAGUCUUUACUUUUUUCAUAUACACAAAUGACAUCUAGUUUAUGAAAUACUUAAGACUGUACUGCAUUGUUUAUAAAUGAUGUCAUUGUGAAAGCAGUCCACUUACAGCAUGGCAUCCCACAUGAAUGUUUUUCCUGUCUGAAUGUAUAGCGUAUAGCAUUGUCUUCCUAGAGACUAUUAGCUGUUAUACAUCCAUUAUAUAUCUAUUAAACUAUAAAUAGCAUUAAUUAUAUUAUAUUACAUUAUAAUAUAAUAUAUAUGAUAUAUAUAUUAUAUUAAUUAAUAGAGAAUAAGACCACUACCACUAUUUAAACUCAAAUUGGAAACAAACUUUAAUUAAAUACAGGCCAGAUGGGCUGUGGCCACGUUCCUCCCUGAGUUCCCUGGGAAAUGGUUGUGCAUUACACCUUGCAGAAGCUUUUAAAGGCAACCCCACAAGAAGAGCAAUCUGGUCCAAUCUGGGGCAAGCAUAUAUCCUGACCUCUUUCUUGCCUGUGUACCUCCUGCCCACAUGUGAUCAAGCACAUCUGGUACAGAUGGGUCAAAUAAACAUAGGAGAAGCAGGAACUUCUUCUUCGCUGUAAACAGAACUCUUAACCUGCAAGGUACAUUUUCCCUGUUUGGUUUUACGAUUGUUUGCUUAAAUAAUGUCACUUUCAUUUAAUCAUUUUUAUCUGAUAUGGAACCCCAUAAAAGGGUCUUUUGGCCCACAAAAGGCUCAUGGCUUACAGGUUGAGAACUGCUUCUCUAGACUUUGAAACUCACCCCUUCUUCCAUGCAGAGGUCAGUUGGCUUGCCCAGGCGUUGUGUUCAGUGUUUGUUCAAACAGUACCUCAUAUCAGUCAGUCUUUGCAUUCUUCAGAUCCCUUCUGUUUUCAUGCUGCACAUCACCAUGACCAUCUGGAGUCCUUGUAUCUUUGUAGGAUGCACCUCUUCUUAGUCAAGACCUCGUGAUGGCAGAGGCCUGUUUCUCUCUACUGCAUUUCCCAAGAUAGACUGGGAAUCCUGUAGGUCAUUUGUUAUCAAUGCAGAAGCAUUCAUAGUGUCUUAUUACGGUUUUACCGCUGUGAACAGACACCAUGACCAAGGCAACUCUUACAAGGACAACAUUUAAUUGGGGCUGGCUUACAGAUUCAAAGGUUCAGUCCAGUAUCAUCAAGGAGGCACCAUGAGAGCAUCCAGGCAGACAUGGUGCUGGAGGAGCUGAAAGUUUUACAUCUACAUCUGAAGGCUGCUAGAAGAAGACUGGCCUUCACACAGCUAGGAAAAGGGUCUUAAAGCCCACACCCACAGUAUCACACUUCCUCCAUUAUAGUCACACCAACUCCCAACAAGGCCACACCUCCUAAAUAGUGCCACUCCAUAGGCCAAGCAUAUAUAAACCACUACAGUAGGAUAAUUUCUACAGUGUGUUCUGUUCCCUCUGUUUCAUAGUGUAGACGUUUUAUGCAGUGGAGUGCAGUUGUUGUAAUGUUGUGAAUAUGCCAUGCACAUCUUCUUGUCCCUCAAUAAAACCUGACCUGGAAAGUAGAAACCAACCACAGUCUGGUAUGCUCAGCUCCAUCGUGGUGAUCCUUUACAGAGCUGGAAAUUAAGCCACAAUAUAGCAAAAACGACUGCCAAGAACACACUGAGAUGAGGAACUUCACAGUGUACUCCAAGGGAAAUUCAAGUGAUUGUUAAGAGGAUCUCAAAAACGAGCUGAUUUUUGACUCUCGCUGAAUGUUGGAACUUGAGGUUCUCUCUCCUUAUCCAUGAUACAUUUCUACUGAGUCUUCGGCUUUUCUCUGUCUUUCACCAUCAGUAGCUGCCAUGGUAAAUUGACUGUGGAGUCACGGCUUACUGUAAGUGUCCCACCCCAAGGAUCUCUCUGCAUAGCCUAAAGUGUGAUCCUCUUGCCUCUGCCUCUCGAGUGCUGGAAUUAGGGGACCAUGCCACCAAAGCCAGGUUAUUUAAAAUGAAUCGUCCUUUGUUCAUGUGGUUUGGUCUCCUGUUUGAUGUUCACAGAUCCCAUUUCUAAAACUCAGCCCAUAGCAGAAACCAUAACAAAUCUAACAGAAAGCUCAGAAAUCUUUAGGUGUCAUCUGUAGGACUAUGAAGGCAUAGCAGAAUAUGCUUUUUAUAUUAUUAUCUCCAAAAGCAUGGUCUGGGGAACACAUGCUUUAGAGGCCUCAUACCACUCUUGAAAAGAAACGGUUUCUUACAACAAAGGUUGUUUUUUGUUAUUCUCAUAUGACUUUAAAUUGUUUAAAUUGUAAAGUGUUUAUUAAAAAGAAAAACAAUUCACCUCAAAAGAACAUCUCUGCAGUUCAGUAGACAAUUUACCUUCUACAAGAUUUCUUUACUCUUAAAAACACCACAGAAACAGUCCAGAGCAGUAAUUGUGUGUGUGUGUGUGUGUGUGUGUGUGUGUGUGUGUCUGUGUGUGUGUGUGUGUGCGCGCGCGUAUGCGCAUGUGCCCUUUAUCUAUGUGAAAAUUAGGAUAGGAAAAUGAGUCACUCUUUUAAUACUUAUUAGUCAGCUUUAUGAGAGAGGGAAAAGUCUAGAAAUUGUAGUUAAUUUCCCUUUGUAGAUGUCAAUGCAUGACCUAUUUUGAAAUUUGUAGCCACAAUAAGGGAACAACUCCAGAUGAGGAGGAAGUGACAAAAAUAAGAGGAGCCAUAGGACUGGGACUGAGAAGGAAAGUAGGCCAGGGACCUAAAUCCCAGUUGAUAGCCCUGAACAUCAGUGUCUUCCUGAAAGUCGGAAGGAGAGAAAAUCCUGUACUCUGUAGGAGCUUUUUGAGGUGUUUCACACCUAUGUCAGAGCACCUGGGGGUGGGGGGGGGGCUGAAAUAAAAAGAUCAUGCACUAUCUUACCUUGGCCUUUUGUGAAUUCAAGGCCAGCCUAGGUUAUGAUUUAAGGUUAAAGAAGGAAGGAGGGGGAGAGGAAGGGAAGAAAGAAGGGAUAAGUUAGGAGGGAAGAAGGUACUAUAGACAUUAAAGUAGCUUCUUGCCUUCUAUGAGAAUGCUUGGUGUAAGCUAGCCUUAGCCCAUUGUGUGGCUUACCAGUUAGUGCAUCUGUUAGGUAGGAUGUCAGGGACCAGGGUCUUAUUUGCAUCUCCUAUGUGGAGGGGGCUGAUGGUGAGGUCUUGAUUUUAGUUUACUAAUCAUAGUGAGUUUUGGAACUUACUGCAAAGACCAAGCUGACAUCAAAUCUGAAACAAACAAACAAAACAAACAAACAUCCUUCCUUCUCUACUUGCAGAGAGCUAGGACUACAUGCCCACUCCAGUGCCUGAUUAUAUGUGGUGUUGGGGACUGCAGUGGCAACCAGGACCUGCACUGAGCUGUGGCUCUAUCAUUUGUUGCCUGCCUGCCUGCCUUCCUUCCUUCCUUCCUUCCUUUCUUCCUUCCUUCCUUCCUUCCUUCCUUCCUUCCUUUUCCCUUCCUUCCUUCCUUUUUCCUUUCUUCCUUUUUCCUUCCUUUUUCCUUUCUUCCUUUUUUCCUUCCUUCCUUACUUCCUUCCUUUUCUCUCUCUCUUUCUCUCUUUCUUUCUUUCUUUCUUUCUUUCUUUCUUUCUUUCUUUCUUUCUUUCUUACUGUUUCUUUUCCUUUUUUCUGUUUCUUCUUUUCUUUUAGAAACAGAGCCUAACCCAGGAUGUCCUCAUAUUCUCUAUGGACCUAAGGAAUGUCUAGUCCUCCUGUAUCUACCCCCUAAAUACUAGAAUACAUCCUGCCAAGUUUCUUAGGCACUGGGGAUGAAACAUGAGGGCUCCAUACUUGCUUUCUCCCUAAUAGAGCCAUUGAAUCAGCAGUUGUUUGAAAAUAAGCUAUGUUUUAAUCCCCUGCCCAAUUUACAUAUACUAGGAGUUUUUCUGUGAGUUGCUUUGGUGGAAGAAACUUAAAGAAAGAUGCAGGGAGAAAAGUCCCAGAAUAUGAUGGCAUCUUGCUAACCCUACCUUAGAGAAAAUACGUUUGUUCUUACUUCUCUCUAUAGAUCGUGUUUACCAAGCUUUCUCUUUUAUCUGCCUAACCUUUUUCUAAUAGAUCUUUUUGCCCCUGAAGAGACAGCAAAGAUAUUUUUAUUUUGUUUUGUUUUCUUUUUUAAUUUAAGUUGCUGUUCCUCUCCAUAGCUUUACAGAUCAUUUCAUUUCCCAAGUUUCUCUUUGGGACUUCUUUUUUCUUUUAGCAUUAUAUUUUUCCUUUUUUAAAAAAAUCAGACUUGUAAAACUAUGUUGGACAGAAAUUGGCAUUUUAAAUGAUCUUAUUAAUUAAUUUUAACACAUGUGUAUGUGACAUGCAUGUGAGAGCCUGAGUACACACAUGGUGUGGGUAGGGAGCCGAGAGGGCAGUUUUCAACCAUCAGUUCUUGCUUUCUUCCAUGUUGAGGAAGACUCUCCCUUCUUGUUUCCUGCAGCUAGCUGGCCCACAGACGCUAGAGUUGACGUUCCUCUCUCCAGACCCCACCUUACAGUAGGAGUUCUGAGAUUACAGGUGUGACACAUUGCAUCUUCCUGUAGGGUAAUCAGGUGUGAGGGACAAGCACCAUUUUGUAGCCUCCCACUAGAAUUUUAGCAGUUAACCAUCUCUUUUGUGCUUCGUUUUGCAAAAUUCCUAUAAGAUCUCUCAUAGAAUUCCUCAAUGAUUUCUAGAAAUAAUAUGGAGAAUGUACUACCCAAUUAAAAUUGACAAGAAAGUGGGGCUUUGACGUUGACUAAAUAAAGCCAAGAUGCUAGAUCCACCCUGGGACUCUGUGUUUGAACUUAUCUAUAAUUUCUUCCCCACAAUCAAUGCUGAUAAUGUUUUUACCAUGGGCAGAAUUGGCAACAGUAAAGUCCUGCUAGCCACUGUUGAUUUUCAAAUCCAAACCCUAUUAGUGAUCUUGAGAACAAAUGCUGUAUGUAAGGAAAUGAAAAAGAACUUUUAAAUUUAUAUGACAUAAUUGCUCUCUACCUAAUGUACAUUAGAAUCGCCUGGGGAUGUCUGCAAUUUGCCAAGAUCUAAGUUGGAACCAAACACUUGAGUUUAAUUUUUCACACUCAGAAGUCCUGAAUUCAAGUUUUGGGAAGUUCCUGAGUGAUUUUGAUGUAUAGUUAAGCUUGAGGACCAUGGCUUUUUGCUUGACUCUGGCUACCACCCAGUUCUGAUUUAACUCCUUGCUAUGUGACUUAGGGACUCGUAUUUAAAGUCCCUUGUGUUUUGAUUUGCUCAUCAGUCAAUUGGCCACUAGUAGUCUUUAUCAAAGGAUAAUUCUGAAAAUCCAUAGAAAUAAAAGAUGGAUAAUAAAGAUAGUUUCUGAAAGGUAAUGUAAGUGCUCACUUUCAGAAUCAUCUCAAAGGAACAAUCUCGAAGAUGAGACUGGGGGGUGGGGCAUGUCUCAGGAGCAUCAGGACAGGUAUGGGUACAUCUUUAGCCUACUUGUUGCCCUGGGAAGAGUGAGUAAGUACGGGUUGCUUGCUGAGCUUGGGGUCUGGGACAAAGCAACAAGUGGGAGGAGAAAAGUUAAAAGGCAGAAGAUCUGUGAAAUCCUCAAGAGUUGGGCUGAACUGCCUGACCUGGUUGUCCUGCUACAGAGCUGGAUAUGAGAGUUGGGGGCUUGAAGCUGGGGUUUGGGCAGAGAGAGAAGGUUUGCAGGCAGCCUACCUGGCUCUCUGGAAGGCCUGGCUUGUGGAUUAACAGGGGGAGCCUGCUGGAGUUGGGGGCUGAGAAAGAGUAACCAAACUGGCCUACUUUUAUCUUAUUUUAGGUUUGGAAAGGUCUGUCUAUGAUCUCUUCAUACUCCAUAUUUUCAAGAUCCAAUGCACACAGUUGACAGGGCCCCCAGUUUGAAUUGUGAUAGAAAUAGUGAGAAAUAGCAUCUUUCCCUCUCCACUCAGCAUUUUUUUUCUGUCUUCAUUUUCACAGCAUGCUAUAUUAAUAAUGAAGCCAGAAAGGUGCUGAACAAUCUUAAUGUUCCAGAAGAUUGUUACUGUGGGCUGCUUGUUUCAAGUGUGAUAUUAAGAUAUCUAAUAUUCAGAAGAAUUAAAAAAGUAAAAUUAUAUCUAGUCCUACUUUCCUAGGUGUAGUUUGUAUUACAGAGAUAGUGCUUAAAUCCAUGUGCUAGCUGAAGGAGAAAAGAAAGAAGUCAAUUACACUUAGAGAAACUCAAUGAAAUAUACUUGUAAAGGACCUUAUUUCUAACAUCGUAUCCUGGUACGACUGUCACGUUCAUACCCUUUAGAGAGAAAACCCAUUUGCUGUAAUUUAAUAUUGAAAGCACCGAUUCUACUGCUUUGCAUUUAAAAUCCCACAGCUGACUUAGUGCAAGCAUUUCACAGAGUCAACCUCUACACUUGAUCUUGUUCGCCAGCAGCUCCUUACUGUAAUCCAAGUGGGCACUGAAACUAGAAGCAGCCUCAGUUCCUUCAGAUCUUCGAAGCAUUCUAUCUCCGUGUCUUAGAGCUUCCCCUCCCCACACCCCUCCCUUAGCUCCCUCCCAGCUGCCACCACCUUUGCUGGUCCUUAGAAUGAUCCCGAGAUCACACAAGUUGUCUCUUCCUUCUAAGGUUCAUUGCCUUGCAUGCCGCACAGAGAUGUUUGAGGAGCUAACUCUUGUCCACAACUUUCAACCACAUUAAGUUUGCCUAAUCUAAUAGUCCAGCUAUUGAAUCAAAUAUCUCAAAUACAAGGCAGAUACCCCAAGACAAUAACAGUCAAGUUCAACUUGCUUUUCUGCUAUUCAGACGUCAGUGACUAAAUUUGGCCACAUCCCUAAUAUUAGGGAGGAUUCAGAGCACAUCUCCAUGUUCAACUUAAGUUUCUAGGUUGUUUACUAGUCACUAAUCACAUACCAGUACCCACCCUGACCUGUCCUAAAACCAAUUUGCUUUAUUUAACUUCCCCUAUGCACAGAUAACAUUUACACAAGCCUUUUAAGCUAAUGGAACAGAACCAAAGACAGUUUAGAGGACAGUGGGACAACUGAGGUAUUGCUAACAUUUUGUCAAUAUUUUUUAAUAGCAAUGAACGUUUAUUUAACUUUUUUUGUUUUUUUUUCUUGAUUUCACAGUGCUGCAAAAAGCUUCUGAUAAUAUAUUUUCUACAAGUUUUCUUCUAAGAUAAAAUAUUAAAUGUGUGAUUGGUAAGGCAUUGGUGAACAUUUUUCAUCCGAAUAGUUGCUAUGUUACCAAUUUACUUUAAAAAGAUAUUUAGACGAUUCAUAAUCCCACCAGAAAGAUUACUGUAUAUGAAUAAUGUCCAUCUUUUAUUAUCAAUCUGAAGAACAAAAAUAUUUGCUUCUUAUUUCACAUUGCAUCUUUGGCUGCUUCUGGGACAGCUUGGCUAUUCCUGUGUAUAUGUUCCACAUUUCUCUUCUAGGAGGAUUGUCUUUCCUGACUCCCACUAUUUCUCUGUAUCAUUCGUUUAUUUUCAAAAUGUCUUUCCUUUUUCAUUUCAACAUUGGAGAAAUGUUAAAGAAGACAUAUCCAGCAGAUUUUGUUUUUAAUUUUCAGUUUAAAAUUAUAAUUCCUUUUGACUUUUUAAAAAUCUGUUUCCCUAUGAAUUCCAUUUAAGUCAUUGAGCAACUGUGUGAGAAUCCUUCAUAGUUUUUAAGCUUUCACUGAAAAAUACAUGGUAUUCAGUUAAUAAAAAUGAAAGUACAUGGCGUAUCACUUUGGUGUGAUGCUCAUGGCAGCUUAUAUGCACAUUCAGAGUGACAGGUUAGCAUAUGCAUGUACAUAGCAUGUUGCGCAACAUACAGAAAUGGAAAUCAGUAUGCUUCUUUUCAAAUUAGAGGCAGUUCCUUUCUCCUGGGGUACCUAACUCACCAACUCUUUUCAUGGUCUCUGUCUUACUCUUCUACAGUGUUUCCACCUGUACAGAGGCCACACCCCACUACUUGCUAUUAUAUUAACUGGAGAUGACAGUGGAGCCUAAGUGCUCUGUCUUCUCUUGGGUAUUUCUGUACUUGUUCACUAGUGCCUUCAACAUGAACAAGGCCAACUGUAGCCUUGACUUAUCCUAUCGGAUAAAGGUUUUCUUCGUGCAAGUUUAAAAUGUCAAUUCAUUCUAAACACCCAAUUCAUGCUUUCUUGGUGAAUUAUAAUUUCAAACUUGGUGAAUGAAAACGGCCCCUAUAGAGUCAUAGGGAAUGGUGUUAUUGAAGGUGUCACCUUGUUGGAGUGGAUGUGACCUUGUUGAAUGAAGUAUGUUGCUGGGAAUGGGGUGGCUUUGAAGUUUCAGAAGCUCAAGCCAGGCUUAGUGGCUCACUCUGUCUUCCUGCUGUUUAUGGGUCCAGCUUAGCUACCUCUACAGCACGACAACUGCUUGCAUGCUGUCUUGCUUCCUACCACAAUAAUAACGAGCUGAACCUCUGAACUUUAAGCCAACUCAGGUUAAAUGAUUUGCUUCAUGAGAGUGGCCAUAGAUCUGGUGUCUCAUCACAGCCAUAAAACCCAAAUAAAAACAGUGAACACCAUAACUCAUGGCUGCUAUGGUUUGGAUGAGUAUCCUCGAAAGUUCAUAAGUGAAAGCUUGGUUCCCAGUCUUAUCAUAUUGGGAAAUGAUGAAUGCCUUGAAGAAUAUGGAUGGUAAUGAUGAAGGCACAUCCUGUAACAUCCUGUAAUCUCAGCACUCGGGUAGCCUUAGCUACACAGGGAGACUAUAUGUUAAAAAUAAAUAAAGAACUCCCAAGUAGAGCUAUUAUGGAAGAUUCUUGGGUUACCCUGGUUGGUAGUACGUGCACUAGCACCAGCUUCUGCCACAUAUCAUCCUUCCCAGAAAUGCAAGGCAAUAGAGCCACCAGGUUAUGAACUUGUAUCUCCUAUAUUGUGAGUCAAAGCCAACUAUCAUUAGCUUCAGAAGUAAUCUGAGUCAGGUUCCGUUUUACUGCUACAAGGCCAACCAAGACGAUAGACAAACCUAGCCACAAUAGACACUAAGGGAUAUGGCAUCUAAAUGUUAGGCAUGUGGCCAGGAGAAAGGUAAAAAUUAUACAUGAUUAGGGGAUCAACAGCAGUCUCUACUACAUUCCUUUGUUUCCCUUGCUGACUAGAUACAGGUUUCUGUCUAUAACAUUAUUUUGCAUAGCCAAGUAGACAUUUCAUUUAUGUCUUUGCUGUAACCAGGAUUAAAACUAUACAUAUAUUGUCUUGCAGUCCUUACCAGCCAUGCAUGUAUCAAAUAGCACCUAAUUAUACUAGUUGAAGAUGACUAAAUAUGACUUUGAAGGUUCGUUGUCUUGACAAAUAAACAUGUACCAAAAUUAAAAUUUAAAAAAA